Molecule: messenger RNA, 844 nt
Organism: Tuber aestivum (summer truffle)
Lineage: Eukaryota; Fungi; Ascomycota; Pezizomycetes; Pezizales; Tuberaceae
Source: the annotation of a GenBank genome assembly
AGAAAAGAAGAAGAAAAAGGAUAUCAUGGGAGUAAUCGAAAAAGGGGACUAAACCGACGGAAUCACACAAUCCGAUGCUCAUCAUACCGAACCCUCUCCAUGUUCCUUCUAAUCCCGCUACCCCAUUCCGCUUCUUUCGUGGUGCCAAAGCGUUCCUCCUGCCCCCCUACGAUCCAGAAUACCAAUACCACCAGCACAAUCACAAGAACCCGCCAGAAGUUGAGCCACUGUGGCUCGAAUUUCUGCGAUGCGGGUACUGUUGGUUUUUCCUCAGCUGCUAGCUCCCCGUGUCUGCUUCUGACGACUUCGGACGUCGGCUUUGGCUCUGAUUUCUGCUUCUCUGGCUGUAUCUUUGGAGGGGGGGUCUCGGACACGCGUGGUGAUGGGAGGAUUGGUAGCAUCGGGAGCAUAGAGGCGGGAGCGCCCGACACCGGCGUUUCCGAGAAGGUAUCCGAACCUCGCGGGGACUGGGUGGUAGCGGUGAUUGGAAUGGUGAUUGGAAUAGUGAUUGGAGGAGGCACGGGAUAAUGGACAAGAGGUGGGCGUCUGGGACUGGCAGACGGUGGGUAUGCAUGACCUCUCGCCCUUGCCGAGGUGAAGAAUUCAAGGGUGCUCACAGGAGGAGAUGUUGGAGGGGGGAUGAACGAACGCCUCUGGCUCCGCCUAGGCAGGUACGAAAAGUCGUCUCUAGUCGUGGCGAAGAAAUCGUAUCCUCGAACGUCUUCCUCGUCCCAGCCUUCGCCGAAUUCCCCGGUUUUGAAUUCGCCGUCCCAUUCCUGUACUUCUUCUUCGCCCCAGGGCUCCUCGUACCCAUCCUCAUAUUGAUACUCGUACUCACCCUUCU